Messenger RNA from Centruroides sculpturatus (bark scorpion), 735 nucleotides. RefSeq names its product acyl-CoA synthetase family member 4-like. The record is from RefSeq and is a predicted model, not a curated record. The transcript has 4 exons. Gene Ontology annotation, molecular function: protein binding. Gene Ontology annotation, biological process: amino acid activation for nonribosomal peptide biosynthetic process. NCBI's taxonomy places the organism in Eukaryota, Metazoa, Arthropoda, Arachnida, Scorpiones, Buthidae. The coding region runs from base 62 to 712 and encodes 216 amino acids.
UUUAUACUGUGGUUCUCAUGAUAAAUAUCUCUAUGCAAUUGACAUAAAUACUGGAAUAAUAAUGUGGAAAGAAAAGAUUGGAAAUGGGAGUAUAUUUUCAUCACCAGUAGUAAAUAAAGAACCAUAUUAUGUUGUUGCAGCAUCCUUAGAUGGAACCAUUUCAUCUGUCAAUCCUGAAAAUGGAAAUAUAUUAUGGACAUACAAUUGUCAAAAACCAGUUUUUUCUUCUCCACUGAAUUUGAAAUGUGGAUUAUGUAUAGGCUCUGUAAAUGGAGAUAUCCUUUUUUUGAAUCAUCAUGGCAACAUUAUGUGGACAGUUUAUAGUGAAUCUCCUGUCUUCUCAUCAGCUUCUCAAAUAUCCUUAGAUGCAAGUACGAUGGACAGUAAAGACUUUGUUGUUAUUGGAUCAGAUUCUGGUAUUGUAUUUUGUAUAAACUCAACUAAUGGAACUGUGGUGUGGACAUUUCAAUGUAAUUCAUCUGUUUAUGCAACUCCAUUUGUUUUUAUUAACAUUAAUCAAACAGUUAAAUAUUUAGUUGUUGUUGCUUCAAAGCUAGGAACGUUAUAUAUUUUAGAUGGUCUAACUGGUAAAGAAUUAUGUAAGUAUUCUCUUGAUGGAGAAAUUUUUUCUUCACCUGUUAUCUGUGAUAAUUAUUUGAUAGUAGGUUGUCGUGAUAACUUUGUAUAUUGCUUUAAAAUAUCAUUUUUAUAAUAAAUUGUGUUCAAAACAAAACU